UUUGUCUCGACCUCCAUCCUCUCUACCUCACGAAAUGUUCUCCUUCUUCCGCCGUUUCUCCUCUGCUGCCCCUCCUGCCCCUACCGCUGGCAGCAUCGCCAACGUCUUCUUCGAUGUCUCCAUCAACUCGAACCCCGCCCAGCGGAUAACGUUCAAGUUGUACGACGACGUCGUGCCCAAGACGGCGCGCAACUUCCGGGAGCUCGCUACCGGGCAGCACGGGUUCGGCUACGCGGGCAGCCACUUCCACCGUAUCAUCCCUUCUUUCAUGCUGCAGGGAGGCGACUUUACGCGUGGCGAUGGGACUGGUGGAAAGUCGAUUUACGGCGAGAAGUUUGCUGACGAGAACUUCAAGCUCCUCCAUGACCGACCUGGCCUUCUCUCGAUGGCCAACGCCGGCCCCGGCACCAACGGGUCCCAGUUCUUCAUCACGACGGUGACCACCCCCUGGCUGGACGGCAAGCACGUCGUGUUCGGUGAAGUCCUCAACGGGAUGGACAUUGUCAAGGCCAUUGAGGCGCAGGGCUCGAGCGGAGGCAAGCCGCAGACCAAGGUGACGAUCACUGCGUCGGGCGUCGUCGAGGGUGAAGCCCCCAGCUCGUGACUCUCUUCGCGGCUGUGAAGAAAGCGACAUGAAGCUGGCAUAUGACGCCAAUACAUAGACAUUUAUAGUUGCCCAAUCCCUAUGCUAAUGGAUGUAAUGACCUGGAUGGCUGGCGUGAUAAGUUUUAUC
Messenger RNA from Coniophora puteana RWD-64-598 SS2, 733 nucleotides. Its product is annotated as cyclophilin. NCBI's taxonomy places the organism in Eukaryota, Fungi, Basidiomycota, Agaricomycetes, Boletales, Coniophoraceae. Gene Ontology annotation, molecular function: peptidyl-prolyl cis-trans isomerase activity. Gene Ontology annotation, biological process: protein folding; protein peptidyl-prolyl isomerization. The record is from RefSeq and is a predicted model, not a curated record. The transcript is spliced from 5 exons. Bases 35 to 604 code for a protein of 189 amino acids.